GCUGAACAGAUUCCGUCAUUUCCCGAUAUGCCGCUAUGAUAAUUGUUAUUUAAGCUAUCUAUAUUUCAAAUUACCAUUUUAUCUCACUCCUUGCCUAUCUACGCAUCGAAAAUCAUGGCAGAUCAACCUUCCCAUAUUGAAGGCGGGCUCUUCUCACAAACCAGAAUAUGUAUCAUCCGCUCUCACAAACUUGACAACGAUGUCGCCUCCAAACUGUCAUCUACAAUCGAGGAGCGUGGAGGUGAAGUAGUCAUCCAUCAGUCGCCUACGCCGUUACCCCCAAUCAGCGAAUUUACGCACCUUGUUUCUUCCACCAUUGACUUUCCCGGUCACGAUUCUGCAUGUGACGCGCUGAUUCCCGUUGUUAAGCCGCAAUGGAUUCACGCUUCUGCCUCCAAAAACAAGCUCGCAAAUCCUCGACAAUAUAAUCCCGACCCAAGACUUUUUUUGAAUGACGUCCUCGUUAGCUGUGCGGAUAUACCAGAAGGUGACAAGGAUGCGAUUAUUGGUGGAGUGCUAGCGAUGGGCGGGCUCUAUACAGCUAGACUUACGAGUAGUACGACGCACCUUGUUGCGUUGAAUAUGGAUACCGACAAGUGCCGACAAGCCGCUGGACGCUUAAGUAAUUUAAAGAUAGUGCUUCCUCAUUGGUUCGAUGAUUGCCUAAAAUUGGGUAAGAGAAUAGACGAACGACCGUAUAUGCUUCCCGACCCCGAAAUUCUCAGCGCUCGCUGCGAUGAUCCCAUAAAAGGAACAACAAACAAAGAUAUCAUUGGCGCUUCUACUCCAGAACCAAGAUAUUUGCUUUCAGCGGACGAAGUGCGGGAUGAUUUGAAUGUAUUUGACGGGAAAAGCGUGAUGAUAUCUAGCGACUUGAAGAUUGGAGAACGCCUGCUUCAAUGUCUUGAGACGUUAAUAGUGAAAGGCGGCGGUAGGAUUGCGUAUGAGGUCGGUAGUGCAGACAUUUAUGUCGGCCGCUAUCGCGAGGGCGAGGAUUAUCAGGUUGCCUCCAGAGCAGGAAAGGAGGUUGGCAACUUGUCAUGGUUAUACCAUCUCAUCACACGGAACACCUGGAUAUCUCCACUCCGUCGACUACUUCAUUACCCGGUUUCCCGAUCCGGUAUCCCUGGAUUUAACGGAUUGAAAAUCAGUUUGUCGAAUUAUUCAGGCGAAGCGCGAAUAUACUUGGAAAAUCUCAUUGUUGCUGCCGGUGCCGAAUGCACAAAGUCUCUAAGACAAGAUAACACGCAUCUGAUCACAGCACAUGGGAAUAGUGAAAAAUGCACUGCAGCCCGAGAAUGGAAUCUCCACGUUGUGAACCAUCUAUGGCUUGAGGAUAGUUACGCAAAGUGGCAGAUGCAGACUGUUACCAAUCCUCGAUAUACGCAUUUUCCCCAAAGAACCAAUCUCGGCGAGAUUGUAGGUCAGACACAGAUUGACAAGUUUGCCAUUGAAGAACAUUUCUUUCCCCGUGAAGAAGAUGCAGCGACGAACAAAAACACGCCGCCGAGCGUUGUGCAGCAGAAGGAAAACAAUGUGUCUGUGAGCAACGUGAAAAAGCAACCUGAAAAGACAACUACUGCAAAACAAUUAUCUACUUUAGGAUCUUCCACGCCGCAAGGAACGAAAGAAUCAAAGCCCACGACUAAAAGGGAUCGCCUCUCGCUCCAAACACCCCAUGUAUCUCGGUCCAUUGCUGAAGGAAAAGAGAACGACACCCCAUCCACCACUGGAAGCAGAAAGUCUAAAGAUGUUGCGACAGCACGCCUACAGGACCUCGCACCGGAUAUGAUUCUCUAUGAGAGGGAGAAACGGCGAGCCGGCGGAGUUAUUUAUGGUGGUAGAAGGAAGAGCGACGAUGGCGCGGUCGUAUCGAGAAAACGGUCCAUUGAGCCCGAUGAGACCACAGAUACGGAGACCAAAAAGCAAAAAAAGACUAGACCACAGGUGUCCAUGCAUUUACUUAUUACGGGAUAUUCUCCAUGGGUGGGAAAUGCGAGACAGGAGGAUAAUGACAGGCGUAUUCUACGUGACCUUGGAAUCAUGGUUGUCCAAGAUGCGUCGAAAUGCACACAUCUCGCUGCCCCAUCUAUCCUAAAGACCCAAAAAUUUGUCAAUGCCCUUGCAUACGCGCCGAAGAUCAUAAAUUGCGACUUCAUAACCGACUGUGUCAAGAAGGAUGAACUGCUCGACCCGAAUAAAUACAAACUGCGUGACAAGAAGUCAGAGAAAAAAUACGAGUUCUCUCUCGACCAAGCACUGCGGAGAGCUGAAAAGAAUCAGAAUAGACUCCUCCAGGGUCGAACGAUAUUCUGCGUUGAAACGAUACACGGCGGUUUCGACGUAUUUAAGUCUAUCAUCGAGACAAACGGUGGACAGUGCGCAAUGUACCGGGGGCGGCCGCU
Molecule: messenger RNA, 2405 nt
Organism: Coccidioides immitis RS
Lineage: Eukaryota; Fungi; Ascomycota; Eurotiomycetes; Onygenales; Onygenaceae
Product: DNA repair protein
Exons: 4
Coding region: 1799-2098 (99 amino acids)
Source: RefSeq, a predicted model, not a curated record